GCAAUAUAAAGAAACAAUAUGUAAAUGUCUUCAACAAGAUGAACAUUUUAAAUCUGUAAUAUUAGAUACAAAGUAUACUGGUAGUGUUAAAAAUAUUUUUACUAUCUUAUUUGAUAGUAAUUUUAUACCUGAUUUUGUAAGAAAACUUGAGAAUAAUAAUGAUAUAGAAUUUGGUGAUUGGACAACUGAUGAAAAUGAUUGUAUGAUUAGAAAUAUUAAUUAUACUAAGAAAUUAAAUAAUUCUAUCGGAAUAAAGAGUACAAAAUGUUACAUAUCAGAUGAAGUUUUGUAUAAAGAUUUUAAUGA
This is a messenger RNA of Dentiscutata heterogama, 306 nucleotides long. Lineage: Eukaryota; Fungi; Glomeromycota; Glomeromycetes; Diversisporales; Gigasporaceae. The record is from the annotation of a GenBank genome assembly.